AUGUCGGCCCUCCCCUUGAAGCCGGGCCUUCGCCACAGCGUCUCCGAGUGGAGCAGCAACAACCACCAGCUGUCCACCACCGCUCAACACGAGCGGCACGUCUCCACGGUGACCCGACAGGAAGGAAGGUCGCUCCGCAACGAGACCAACUGUCAGACGGCGUGGGAUGAGAGCGAAACGUCCCGCAGGCUCAGCGACCGGGUGUGGGACGUGUCUCGGUGGAGGGACGUGCUGGACGCCUGCGCGCAGAAAGUGGACGAGGAGCUGGAGGUUCUGACCCGGUCCAAAGAGCAGACCGAGCUGGCUCUGGCCGCCACCGCCGUCCCUCUGGAGGUCAGCACCGAGUGCCUGGCGCUGAGGGAGGGCCGGCGCGGGUACGAGCUGGUUCUGGACCCGGUGGACGAGCAGCUGAAGAAGGAGGCGGAGCUUAUUGUGGGGGUGCAGCAACGCCUGCAGCAGCACAUCGAUGAGGCUUUUGAGCAGCUGUGCGUUCUGCAGGAGGUCCGGCACCAGCUGACCUCUGACCUCCAGAACAAGAUGGAGGCUGUGGACAUCGACAUGUCCUGCCUGUCGCUCACCACCAAGUCUCCCCACAUCUCGCUGAAGCCCAACCCAACCCGGAUCCCCUCAGGGUCCUCCACCCCCCAGGAGUGGGCCCAGUUCAGCCAGGUCAACGUGACCCGAGCCCACGAGGCCAUGCAGGCGUCCCAGCAGCUCCGAGAGGACACGAGUCUCAGCAGAGCUCAGAUCCAGAACGAGCUGGAGGCCCAACGCCGAGCCACAGACUUCGCUCUCCGGAAACGGAUCCACGGCGAGGAGCAGGCCCGAGACCAGCUGCAGUGGCAGGUCCAAACGACUGAAGAUGAGAUGUCCGAGAUGGAGGGCGACAUCCGGGGGCUGGACUCAGACCUGCAGGCCAAGGCGGCCUCCCUGAAGCUGGCUCACACCCGGCUGGAGACCAGGACCCGCAGGCCCGGCGUGGACCUGUGCCGGGACGAGGUGCAGCGCGGCCUCGUGGCUGAAGUCCAGCAGCUGGAGUCCUCGAUCCAGACUCUGAGGCAGAAACUGUCCGAGGCCCGACUCUCCCUGCAGAAGAUGAGGCUCCAUCAUGGCCGCAUGCUGCAGGACCUCUCCAGAAAACUGGAGGCUCUGUCUCUGGAGCAGCGCAGCCUGAACACCCGGACCCGCCUCGCGCCGACCUCCGGAACCACCGAGAGCGCCGCGGCGCCGCUGGUUCUACUCACGAACUCCAGUGGGAGGAGCAACCUGCAGCUGCUGGCGCAGUGA
This is a messenger RNA of Nematolebias whitei (Rio pearlfish), 1287 nucleotides long. RefSeq names its product tektin 2 (testicular) (gene tekt2). Bases 1 to 1287 code for a protein of 428 amino acids. Gene Ontology annotation, cellular component: microtubule cytoskeleton; nucleus. Lineage: Eukaryota; Metazoa; Chordata; Actinopteri; Cyprinodontiformes; Rivulidae. Gene Ontology annotation, biological process: cilium assembly; cilium movement involved in cell motility. The transcript is spliced from 9 exons. The record is from RefSeq and is a predicted model, not a curated record.